AUGGAGUGUCGGAAGAACAACAAUGAGAGGGAGCGAAAAAGUAUAGCUGAAUUGCGUGAGCAACUACAUCAGAUCGAAUCGGAGCGUAUGGAAUCUGUCAUUAACAUUGGUAUCUCCAAGAGAGGAAAUUCUAUGUUUGCAGAGGAUAGUAAUUUCGCCGAGGAACGCCUCAAGCUGGAAUCCGAUUUUAAGCUACUGUACUCCAGAUAUCUACUCGUUAGUGAGGAAAACUGUCGGCUUUACGGUGAGUUCGACGAAGCACGACUUUUCGCUUCUCGACAAAGCGGAAACGAGGCAGCUGGACGAUGUCGAUGCUACUACAUGUCUACAGAAUUAGUUGAACUCAGAGCAAGACUACAAACAAUGGACUAUCGGUUGGCACGUGCGCAGAAUGAUCUUAUCGAUUUAGCGAAGACGAAAUGUGGCACUGAUCCGUUGCUGAAAAGUUACUAUAGAUCCUUGAAGCUUGAAAUGGAGUCUCUACGUCAGGAACGAAACAAAUUGCGCGACGAACGAAAUAAACUAUUGGACGAGAAUGCUUCCCUAGCUAAAUUCAUGGAAGUCGCCAAGGAUGACAUAGAGCGUCUUAAGAUGCAGUUAUCAAUGUUGAGAGAGAAUGGUCGGAAGAAGGAUGCUACUGAAGUAUCGCAAUUGGUAUACGGGACAAAUGCAAGUGAUGGAGCAAAAAUUUCUGCAGCUGUAUCUGCUCUUGAGUGGACAGCUACUUCAACUGAAGAUCACAAGAUUGUAAAUACCGUGAAUGAAGAAAAACAGAUCCUGUCCUUUCAGGUGCAAAAUCCUCAUGGGUUUACAGAUCAUGAUAAGGGUGUGACAAAAGCUGAACCGCUCACGCCUCUUUUCCUUAACGAAAAACAUAAGUGA
Angiostrongylus costaricensis is the source of this 882-nucleotide messenger RNA. NCBI's taxonomy places the organism in Eukaryota, Metazoa, Nematoda, Chromadorea, Rhabditida, Metastrongylidae. The record is from the annotation of a GenBank genome assembly.